Rattus rattus (black rat) is the source of this 2283-nucleotide messenger RNA. RefSeq names its product FYVE, RhoGEF and PH domain containing 2 (gene Fgd2). Gene Ontology annotation, biological process: filopodium assembly; cytoskeleton organization. Gene Ontology annotation, cellular component: cytoplasm. NCBI's taxonomy places the organism in Eukaryota, Metazoa, Chordata, Mammalia, Rodentia, Muridae. Gene Ontology annotation, molecular function: guanyl-nucleotide exchange factor activity; metal ion binding. The record is from RefSeq and is a predicted model, not a curated record.
UCAGAAGAGAUGGGCAGAUUCCAGGCUGUGGUAGCCCUGCUUUCCGCGCAGGCCAGGGAGUGCUGAGGGCGCUGACCGGUUACCCACCUCCCUGCUUCUGGGGUAGCUGAGGACCACCUUGCAGGCUAGCAGGAUGGAGCAAGCCUGUGCGAAGCAGGACUCAGUGUGCAACCUGGUGGCUGUGUUUGAGAACAGCAGGUCUCCGGGAGCAGCACCUGGACCCCAUAGUUUUGAGGACCAGCCCCAUAGCCCUGAACAUCAGCUGCCCCUGUCCCCAGAGCCUUGGGAGGCACCCCCUGCCGGGGAGGCCUUGCAGUCUGAGUUCCGGCCAGUCAGCAGGACAUAUCUGAAUUCCCUCAAGAAUAAGCUAUCGAGUGGGGUGAGGAAAUCCUGCCAACCUGGGGCCAGCCCAGGGCCGGAGACUCAGGAACCUGAGGAGAAGAGGGUCGUGCAGGAGCUUCUGGAGACGGAGCAGGCCUACGUGGCUCGCCUGCACUUGCUUGACCAGGUGUUCUUCCAGGAGCUGCUGAGGGAGGCGAGCCGUAGCAAGGCCUUCCCUGAGGACGUGGUGAAGCUCAUCUUCUCCAACAUCUCCUCCAUCUACCGUUUCCACGCACAGUUCUUCCUCCCGGAGCUGCAGAGGCGCGUGGAUGACUGGACAGCCACACCCCGCAUCGGGGAUGUGAUCCAGAAACUGGCCCCGUUUCUGAAAAUGUACAGCGAGUACGUGAAGAACUUUGAGCGGGCGGCAGAACUGCUGGCCACCUGGAUGGACAAGUCGCAGCCCUUCCUGGAGGUGGUCACCCGCAUCCAGCGCAGUGAGGCCUCCGGCAGCCUGACCCUGCAGCACCACAUGUUGGAGCCUGUGCAGAGAAUCCCGCGGUACGAACUGCUGCUCAAGGAAUAUGUGCAGAAGCUGCCAGCCCAGGCCCCAGACCUCGAAGAUGCCCAGAGAGCACUGGACAUGAUCUUCUCAGCUGCACAGCACUCGAAUGCAGCCAUUGCUGAGAUGGAGCGGCUGCAGGGCCUGUGGGAUGUGUACCAGCGCCUGGGCCUGGAGGAUGACAUUGUGGACCCUUCCAACACCCUGCUCCGAGAGGGCCCUGUUCUCAAGAUCUCUUUCCGCCGCAGCGACCCAAUGGAGCGCUACCUGGUUUUGUUCAACAACAUGCUUCUGUAUUGCGUGCCCCGGGUCCUCCAAGUGGGUGCCCAGUUCCAGGUGAGGACCCGCAUCGACGUGGCUGGCAUGAAGGUGCGGGAGCUGACGGACGCUGAGUUCCCGCACUCCUUCCUGGUGUCCGGCAAGCAGCGAACGCUGGAGCUGCAGGCCCGGUCCCGAGAGGAAAUGGUUUCUUGGAUACAGGCCUGCCAGGCAGCUAUUGACCAAGUCGAGAAGCGAAGUGAAACCUUCAAGGCCGCUGUCCAGGGACCUCAGGGGGACACACAGGAGCCCAAGCCACAGGCAGAGGAGCUGGGUCUCCGAGCGCCUCAGUGGGUCCGAGACAAGAUGGUGACCAUGUGUAUGCGCUGCCAGGAGCCCUUCAAUGCCCUGACUCGUCGGCGUCACCACUGCCGGGCUUGUGGCUACGUAGUGUGUGCAAAGUGCUCUGACUACCGUGCGGAGCUGAAAUAUGACGGCAACAGGCCCAACCGAGUCUGCCUGACCUGCUACACGUUCCUCACCGGAAACCUGCUCCCUGACAGCAAGGAGGACAAGAGGCGAGGCAUCUUGGAGAAAGAGACCUCCGCAGGGCCCGACCAGAGUGUGGUGUGCAGUUUCCUGCAGCUCGUGGGGGACAAGAGUAUCAGGAGCAUUCCCCGGAGCUGGUGUGUGAUCCCCCGGGAUGACCCGCUUGUGCUGUAUGUCUAUGCAGCCCCCCAGGACACGAAGGCUCACACCUCCAUCCCCUUGCUGGGUUAUCAGGUGACCUCAGGGCCCCAGGGGGACCCUCGGGUUUUCCAGCUGCAACAGUCAGGCCAGCAGUACACCUUCAAGGCUGAGUCUGUGGAGCUGCAGGGCCGCUGGGUGAGAGCCAUCAAGCGUGCGGCCAGCGGCUGGACCCCUGAGGGACCUGACGAAGAAGACAUGUCUGACUGACUGAACCACAGCUGGCUGCUCAUCGAGAACCUUGUCCAUGACAGCCUUCCCACGGCUCUGUCAUUUUACCCCAGGCUACCCCUGACCCAUCUGUUGUCCAUACCAAGAUGAUUCGUCUGACUCUGCAUCCAGCAGACAUGGGUCCUUUCCUUCAGGAAGGCACACAUGUCCCAGCUGGCUUGGGA